Molecule: messenger RNA, 3814 nt
Organism: Pecten maximus
Lineage: Eukaryota; Metazoa; Mollusca; Bivalvia; Pectinida; Pectinidae
Product: growth hormone-regulated TBC protein 1-A-like
Exons: 11
Coding region: 95-1159 (354 amino acids)
Source: RefSeq, a predicted model, not a curated record
UCCCCUGAAGAGAGGUAUCAUAUAGGUGGCGCGCAAUGCUUAUCGAUCAGCUGCAGCAGAUGACGAAAGUGGAAGAGGGCCGGUGAUUCGGGUAAUGUCAAACAACGGAUUAUCUCGGGGAAUGGCAGGAAAAUCUUCUCUUGACAACGUUACAAAGAGGAACAUGGCAGAGGAAAGCAAACAGACUGAUAAAGUAGACGGCUAUGGGUUUGAGCGAGACGGAGACUUUGACCAUUCCUCCUAUGACGAGUUUAUGUCCAGAUACCUGGCCGUACUUGCUCGUAGAUCAUCCAGGUGGUCGGACGUCAUCAGCAAGAAAAACAGGGUCUCCAAAUCCCGGAAAGUAAAGCGAUACUGCAGGAAGGGCAUCCCCAAUGAGCACCGUCCAAUGGUAUGGAUGUGUGUCAGCGGUGCCCUGGAGAGCAUGAAUUCCAAUCCUCGUCUGUACCAGACCAUCCUGAAAAGCCAGCAUGAUGACUCCACUGUGGAGGCCAUCACUAUAGAUCUCCACAGAACUUUCCCCGACAACAUAUACUUCAGCGCAAAUGGCAAUCUGAGGGGGCCGUUGUUUAACGUUCUUAUAGCUCUCUCCCACAAAAACAGCGACCAGGGCUACUGUCAGGGCAUUAACUUUGUUGCUGGUUUACUUCUUUUGAUUGUGAAAAAUGAGGAGAAAGUCUUCUGGUUGCUGGACACGCUGAUGAAUGACAUUCUACCAGAUUUCUAUGCUCCUGACAUGAAAGCCACUCAGGCAGAACAGGAACUUUUAGGAGAGAUAAUCAAAUGGAAGGCCCCGGAGAUACACGCACACCUUAAGAGUAUGGACAUACAGUGGUGCCUGGUCGCCACUAAGUGGUUCCUCUGUCUCUUCGCCGAUGUCAUGCCAGUCGAGACGACGUUAAGGAUCUGGGACUGUUUGUUCUACGAGGGAGACAAGAUUCUGUUAAGAGUGGCUGCAAUGUUGAUUAUACAAAACAAGGAACAGUUUCUGGCCUGUCGAAAUUUUACAGAGACGAUGGACUUCUUCAAACAAAUCGUUAAUAACCCAAAGAUUAUUGAUUGUCAUGUCUUUUUACAGAAGUGCUUUACAGAAAUCGGACCAUUUCCAAGGGCAAAGAUAAAAGCUCUGAGAACGGAGUGCAUGCAGAGAGUAAAAUGAUAAAUGGCGCGUCGGUAAUGUUACGGUAGAAUUAUUAAUUGUAUAUUAAUGUUAUGUCAGUAAUGUUAUGAUAGAAUUCUUAACUGUUAAUCCUAAAUGUGAUACAUGUACAACCAAGAUCUCUGCUUCACUUUAAUAUUGGUGAUCAGUGUUUAACAUUUGCUGUCAUUAUGUUUGUUUUGAAUACAAUAUUACAAAGUGCUGUUUGAUUUUAUGUUUAAUUUCUUUAGACUAUGUUUUUUGCAAUUUUUUCGCAUUUUUUGUUGUUGAGCUUAUAGACAUAAUUAAAAUAUAAUGCCAAGCAUAAAUUGUCAUUAAGAAAAUCAUUCCAGCAAGUUUUUUAAAAAGGGUUUGAUACCUUGAUCGUUUUUCAUGCCAGUAUAAAUAUGAUGGUAUGCUGCAUCUCGGAUCAUUUUUUAGUCGAACUUUAAAGAUUUUUAACGAUAAUUUAUAUCGGACGUAAGUCAAACUUCGUUAUCGCGAACUCAGAUUACUCAAAGACUCUGCUUAACUUGAAGUAAAAAUUCAGUUCUGACAGCCAAUAAUGCUGCAUGAAAUAUACUCCGCUACCUCAAAUACAAAUAUGUACUCGGGAUAUCUCACGUUUUUUUUCACAAACUCUCUGACUUCAAGAUAACGAGGUUUGACUGUAGUUUUGAUAAAUUUUAAAAGAUAUGUAUCAUCAUGUAACAUUGUGUAUUUUGUAUGUCAGCUUAUAACACAAUAUCGAAUGAAAGCAUUGAGGAAACUGCAUGAGAAGCCAAUAUCCAGAACUGAAAAUAUGAGAAAGUCAGGGAUGUGCGGUAUUUUAAUGAAAUUCCGUUGAACCAUAUUAUCGAUUGCAUUUUAUUAUAGUGAUAAUAUAUUACAUGCUUGCUAAGAUGUUGUUUUUGUGAUAUUUAGGUUUACAUUUGUAAGAUAUCUGUUAGGGAUAUUUCAUAUACAUUUCAUAUAAUUUUAAAGGUCAUUCCAUUUAAUAUGUACAACGAAUGUGAAACAGCGUAUACACCAUAAUCAUUUACGCAGAGAUGUAUCGACUAUGUUAAAUCAUGUUGCCAUAUGUUAUUCUGAAAUACUCAGUGAGAAACACGUCAGAUUUCGUUGCAUAUCUUUAUCAAAGUAGAUAUUUAGAGAAAAGAUCAUGCCUGUAUUUUUGUUAAUUGUGUUGCCAUGUUCCAUCUAGUCAUUCCAAUAGUAUAUAAUUAUUUAGAUUGUUUUAUGAUUUAAUAGAAGUUUUUUGAAUGUUUAAUUAGUGUUGGCCAUAAUUGCCUCUUACAGAUUUUGUCCAGUAACCAUGUACCUUGUAACAUGGAUGUGUUAAUUGGCAUACCGCGGUGUAUAACUUAAUAUUAUUUUUAAAAUCUUAACUUUUCAAAUGUUUUUGCCAAUAUCCAUGUUUUACAUUAAUUGUUUUUAAAAACAUAUUUGAUUACAUAUCCAUGAAAAUGAACAAAUUAAUGUUCAAAUCCAUAAAAAUGAACAAAUUUAUGUUAAAAUCCAUAAAAAUGAACAAAUUAAUGUUCAAAUCCAUAUAAAUGAACAAAUUAAUGUUCAAAUCCGUAAAAAUGAACAAAUUAAUGUUCAAAUCCAUAUAAAUGAACAAAUGAAUGUUCAAAUCCACAAACAUUUAGGUGAAAGCAGGCUUUGUUCUAUAGAUACAUAUCUUAACCAUAUAUUGAGAAAGUUUUUUUUAUUAUCUAACUUGUUAACCUUUCUAAUCAGACUCAGAUAUUCCAUAAAAAUGAACAAAUUUAUUUUAAAUUCAUAAAAAUGAAAAAUUAAUAUUCAUAUCCAUAUAAAUGAUCAAAUUAAUGUUCAAAUCCAUUAAAAUGAACAAAUUAAUGUUCAAAUCUAUUAAAAUGAACAAAUUUAUGUUCAAAUCCAUAAAAAUGAACAAACUUGUGUUCAAAACAUUUAGGUGAAAGCAGGCUUUGUUCUAUAGAUACAUAUCUUAACUAUAUAUUGAGGAAGUUUUUUUUGUUUGUUUGUUUUAUUUAACUUGUUAACCUGUAAAAUCAGACUCCAAUAUCUGUCAUCCUGUCGUGUUUGACACAAUAUCUCUAGUCCCCUUAUAAAAACCAUGAGAUAAGUCCUUUUAAUUCUAACAUCCUGUGUAACAAAACGUUGAUCUCUCAAGUGUUGAAAUAGACACAAUAUACUGUCCUAAUAAACAAAAUAUGCUACAUAUGUGAUUGUGGAAAUCCAAUGAAUUUAUCAAUUUUGUAUGUUAAUUAUACUUUUAUUUGUUUUUUGUUUUUUUGUUUUUUUGUUGAAAUAAUAAUCAGAGUCCCAUUAAUUACAACCUCCAACUGUUGAAUAAUUAAUUACUAACUGGUGUCAGGGAGAUGGUUGAAAACGUGAAAUGACUGUUUGUGUUGUAUGAACAUUAUCCUCAUGUUUUUGACAAAAAAAAUGUGUUGAAAAUAUUUAACUGUCUCUAAACAUCAGUUGUGAAAGCAAUUAAUUCAACAGAUUUUAGGACAAUUCCUGGGAGUCUAUUGUAAAUUGAAUGUUUCACUUUUGAACAAUUUUUCAGCCCAUAUUGUAAAGUGAAAUCUUUUGGCAUAGGUUAAAAUAGCAAAAACCUGGUACAAGUAUACAAUGUACCUGCAGCUUCCCUACAAAAUAAAACUGGCUACAGUUGAUAUCAAGGUA